AUGAAACGAAGACCUGAUUCUGGACUCGUCACCCCAGGCUCGAAAAGACAGUCUCGACAAGACCCCGUUUCCUGCGAGUCCUGUCGAAAGAAGAAGCUAAAGUGCGACAGAGAGCUUCCAUGCAGUAGCUGCUCUGCGCGGAGACUGGAGUGCAGUUAUGGCAGCUACGGCUCGGGGACAACACCUGUGCAAUCCAUGGCCCAAACAGAUCAGAGGCCCAGGUUGCACAGUCGCGUGUCUGAACCACCUCGGACCUUGCAAUGGACUCCGCGACAGGACACGGAGACCCAAAGCCACAAUGGAAACGAGUCCCUUUUGACAGCCGAUUGGCUUGAGACCAUCGUUAUGGGACACCGCGUUCCGAGUGCAGUUCCUGCCACGCUGAGGACCAUGCUCUCCCAGAACCGGGAACCGGACCGCUCGCCUUCACACCAAAAUACCACACCCGACGAUCGGUUUCCUCCGACGCGCGAACGGCUCGCAUCUCGCGAGAAUCCGGCGACUAUCCAUCUGCCAUCGUAUCUACCACCGCUAGCAGAAGCCCUGAGUCUAUUUCGGUAUUAUUGCAAAUACCUGGACUGCCAGUAUCAUCUCAUCAUACCCAGUCAUGUAGAACAACAAAUCAAGACGAUCUACGAGCAUGUUGCGAGAAAUGAGCUUAUCAAUUUGUCCCAUACUGCGCUACUGUUCGCUAUCACUGCUGCCGCCCUGUAUUACCAACUUCUGAUAGAAUCGCCUGAGCAAGCAGAGCCAUUCAGUCAGGAAAGUACAUUUUUGGCAGGAGCCGCAUUGAUUCAGAGCAAUUAUAUCCCUUAUCCCAGCCUCGAAGGACUGCAAGCAACUAUGGUCAUUGGUCAUCAUUUGUCCAAUAUGAACGUACCCUCCUCCGUCAGUCCGUUAUUUGUGCAUAGGUCAUUUGUGAGCCAAGCCACCAGUAUGGGGCUUCAUGUUGUGGAUUGUCCUCGCGCAGUUACCGAGCGCUCAGCAACUGAGUUUAACAGAACCAAUGUUGAACUCAAACGACGGCUGUGGUGGGACUUGGCAACAUACGACUGGUUGAUAGGCUUUUUGAGCGGACCACAAGAGUGGACUUAUUCGAUCCAUCCUGAGCAUAUGGUUGUACAACAGCCUCUUAAUGUUGAGGAUGAGGACAUUGACCAUAGCGAGAACGGUGUUCCUCUGUCUACUCCUACCGCAAUGACAUACAGUCUAUGUCGGUCGAAGUUGGCUGUUGUGUGUCGCCAAAUAGUGGACGAAAUGGCAUACUACCAUUUCCAUGAACAAGAGGUACCCUAUGAGAAGAUACUUGAGCUCGAUCAAAAGCUUCACAAGAUAUGCGCCGAGCUUCCCAGUUUCUUUCGCUUUGAUCAAACCUCUCGGCGUGAAUACUCAGCCCUAUAUCGUGAGCGACCAACUCUUGCAUGGCAGCGAGCUCUGGUGCAACAGGGCUACCAUUCACGGCUCUGUCGGUUGCAUCGCCACUACUUGGUGCGUGGAGCAAAGGAUCCCAAAUAUUCCUAUUCGCAUGUCGUAGCUCUUCGAUCUGCGCGCAAGGUGCUUGAAGUGAAACGCAUCAUGGAUGAGGAAGACCCUGUGUUCACACCGCACAGCUCAGUUAUAUGGGCAGUCAUGCACCACGUGUUCAUGGCAGCUGCCAUUCUUCUAAUAGAUGUUUGUUUCAACUGGGAUGACAUUUUAGCCGAGAAGCGAAAAGAGGAAGUACUCGACGCCUGUCGGAUGCUCAGCCGGGCACAACAAUCCUCACCCAUCGCGCGUGAAGGAAUCAAGGCUAUGAUGGGAAUCUUACGAAAACAUUGGAAACACGAAAAAAGAGUAAGCUCUCGCGACUUGCAGGAGCCUUCUGUAUCUUCGAAUUCAAAUUCUGCAACUCUCAAUGCCUCACAGCCGGGUAUCCCCACGCCUGCUUCAUUGGAUCCCAAGAGCGUCACAUUUCCUUCAGAAAUUUCCAAUGGUCAAUCGACGGUGUACCCUUCAGAGUAUUCAUUGCUUAGUCCAUUGCCUCUUGAAGACUUAUGGGCGGAGAUGUUAGAGAGCAGUGCUAAUGUUGAGCUGAGCACACCAGACUGGACAGACUUGCUUACCGAGUUGACAAAUGUUAGUUUCCCAAGCGAGUAA
Molecule: messenger RNA, 2136 nt
Organism: Penicillium verrucosum
Lineage: Eukaryota; Fungi; Ascomycota; Eurotiomycetes; Eurotiales; Aspergillaceae
Product: transcription factor domain-containing protein
Exons: 2
Coding region: 1-2136 (711 amino acids)
Biological process (GO): regulation of DNA-templated transcription
Molecular function (GO): zinc ion binding; DNA-binding transcription factor activity, RNA polymerase II-specific
Source: RefSeq, a predicted model, not a curated record